Molecule: messenger RNA, 1095 nt
Organism: Chanos chanos (milkfish)
Lineage: Eukaryota; Metazoa; Chordata; Actinopteri; Gonorynchiformes; Chanidae
Gene: psmb11a
Product: proteasome 20S subunit beta 11a
Exons: 3
Coding region: 1-1095 (364 amino acids)
Cellular component (GO): cytoplasm; proteasome core complex
Source: RefSeq, a predicted model, not a curated record
AUGGCUCUGCAGGACAUCUGUUGUUAUCUGGACACUCUUCUGGGAGCUCCGUGGAACUCCUCAUCCUCACUCUCCCUUCCCUUUGGUACUGAACACACUGAUCUGUACUCCACCACCUCAGAUCAAAAGAACUUCUUUUCGGGGACACCACUUGAGAGGUGUGGAGGAAGUCCACUCCGCUUCUUUCUCCCACCUCCACAGAUCCGAGGUCAGUUUGGCAAAGCGUCGUCUUUCCUCUCUAAUUCCUCCCCCACCUCUUCGGCCGUCGCACGUCCGUUCCCUCUGUCUCAUGGCACCACUACCCUGGGCUUUGCGUUCCAAGGUGGUGUUAUUGCAGCAGCUGAUACUCGUGCCAGUUGUGCGGGUCUAAUUGCCUGCCCAGCUGCCCACAAGAUCCAGCCAAUCCAUUCCCACUUAGUGGUCACCACGUCAGGCAGCGCCGCUGACUGCAUGCUGUGGGAACGGAUUUUGGCUCGGGAGAUCCGACUGUACCAGCUACGCCAUCGCCGAAAGCUCUCAGUCACAGGAGCUGCCAAGCUGCUUUCUCUCAUGCUGCACCCGUUCAAAGGCACGGACGUGUGUGUGGCGACAACUUUGUGUGGCUGGGACAGGGAAACAGCAGAGGGAGAUGAGGGAAGAACACAACAAGACCCGAUUUCAAGUUCUUACAAUGGCACAUCAUCACAGGCUGUCUCUGAUCUGAACCAGAUCAGACCUAAGGCUACAGCCGUUGGGCGAACGGGCCCAAAGGUGUGCUAUGUGUGCAGUGAUGGGCUGAUGCUUAAUGAGGACCUGAUAUCAGUGGGCUCAGGCUCGCCCUAUGCUUACUCCGUGUUGGACGACGGUUGGAGAUGGAAGAUGAGUGUGGACGAGGCUGUGUCACUGGCCAGAGAGGCUGUGUAUAGAGCCACUCACAGAGAUGCGUACUCUGGGAACAAUGUGGACCUUUUCCACAUCACUGCACACGGGUGGAGCCGAAGAGAGAGGGAGGAUGUGAAGGAGGAGUACUACAGGGAGAAAGAGAGAGUUUGGUAUGACAGAUUGCAGAUAAAGCUCCAAUUUUAUGCUGAACAUGUGCUCAAAUUUGAAGACUGA